Messenger RNA from Pipistrellus kuhlii (Kuhl's pipistrelle), 1773 nucleotides. RefSeq names its product glutamate rich 4 (gene ERICH4). Bases 16 to 558 code for a protein of 180 amino acids. The transcript is spliced from 2 exons. The record is from RefSeq and is a predicted model, not a curated record. NCBI's taxonomy places the organism in Eukaryota, Metazoa, Chordata, Mammalia, Chiroptera, Vespertilionidae.
GAUUCUCACUGAAGAAUGGACUUUGGGACGCCAUGUCAGACCCUCCUACCACCACCCUUCCACUGCCCUUUACUCCCUCACCCCCCAGAUUCCCAGGGGGUGGGGUCAUUCUGGACCUUGCUACUUCCUGCUCCUGGCAUCUACUGCUCAGAGACUAUGGAGCUGUGGAGACAGCUGAGGCAGGCUGGACUGGUGCCCCCAGGGCUGGGUCCACCCCCCAGGGCCCUGAGGGGUGUCCCCUCAUCAUGGAGAGCUGGCCAGACCCUCACGUCCCCAGGGACAGACACCGAAGGUGCCAGGGAGAGUCUGCUGUGGAUCUGGGAGGAACUGGAGAACCUUCGAAGAGUGGAUGUCCAGCUGCUCGGCCAGCUGUGUAGCUUGGGGCUGGAGAUGGGGCUGCUGCGGGAGGAGCUGGUUGCUUUCCUGGAAGAAGAGGAGGAGAUCUUCGAGGAAGAGGAGGAGGAUGAAGAGCCAGAGGGAAAGCAAGAGGAAGUACAUCUGGGGGUCUCCUGCCCAGCCUCGGGCCACCGGCUCCCCGACUUUGAGAUGACUAUCUGAGGCCCUGCCAGGGUGCUUCCCAUUGGCUUAUGGAACUUGAUGAACAUUCAUGCAAAGAGGAGUGAUUUGAAGGUCAGAUCAACCUGCAAAGGUUCUGAAGAUGCCUGCAAUGAGAUUUGGGGACUGGCCUAGAGCUGUGGGCGUGUUUGAAGGUGGUGUGGGGUUUUCAGAAAAACUGCAGGUGUGUUUGCAGACGAGCUGCAGAAGUGUUGCAGGGGAGAUGUGGGUCUUUGCAACUAGAAUGCAGAUGCCUGCCGAGGAGGUUUGAGAGCAAGGCAUCCACUGGCUCCAUGUGGUUGCUGAGCACUUGAAAUGGGCAGGCCCUACCUGAGGGGCACCGUCAGUGUAACAUACAUGCUGAGUGUUACGUUUUCAAAGGCUUAGUAUGGCAACAAGAAUAUAAAACAUUUCAAUGAUAUUUAAAAUUACAUAUUAAAAUGAUGAUAUUUUGAGAAUAUUGUAAUAUAUUAAAUAUGACUAAAACUAAUGUCACCUGUUUAAGAUUUUUAUUGUGGUAAAAUAUACAUUAAAAUUAAUGAUUUUAACUUAUUUUGUAAGUGUACAGUUCAGUAGUGUUAAUUAAGUACAUUCAAUUGUUGUGCAGCGCUGAAACAGAUUUGGCUCAGUGGAUAGAGCAUCAGUCCGCGGACUCAAGGGUCCCAGGUUCAAUUCCGGUCAAGGGCAUGUACAUUGGUUGCAGGCACAUCCCCGGUGGGGGGUGUGCAAGAGGCACCUUGGUCGAUGUAUCUCUCUCAUUGAUGAUUCUAGCUCUCUAUCCCUCUCCCUUCCUCUCUGGGAAAAUCAAUAAAAUAUAUUAAAAAAAACUAUUGUGCAGCUAUCACCGCCAUCUCCAGAGCCCUCUUCAUCUUACAAAACUGAAACUACCCAUUUAACAGCUCCCCACGCCCCUCUUCCCUCAGCCCUGCAGCCACCUUUCUACUCUGUGUCUCCAUGAAUUUUGCUAUUCUAGGGACCUCACUUAAGUGGGGUUAUAAGGUAUUUGUCCUUUUGUGUCUCACUUAUUUUACUUAGCACACCGGCUUUAAGGUCCAUCCAUGUUGUGGCAUGUGCCAGAAUUGUCUUUCUUUUUUAUGCUGAAUAAUAUCCCAUAGCAUGUACAUUCCACAUUUUGUUCAUCAUCCAUCAUGGACACUUGGGUUGUUUCUGCUUUUGGCUAGCAUGAAUAAUGCUGUUAUAAACAUGGGUGUACAGAUA